AUGCAAGAACCAACAGAACGUUAUAUCCGCAGCCGCAUAGCAAAUGCCUGCGACGGCUGCAAAUCCCGCAAAGUAAAAUGCGACGGCAAAUUACCCUGCAGUUACUGCGCUCGUCGUCAAAAGCCUCACGACUGCCAUUACUCACCUCAGGUCCGACGCCGGAGAGCUAAUCACCAAGGAUCUGUAUCCUCGCUAAGAUCACCGCCUGCUUCGGAACUUGAUAGGGCUCUUUCAACGGGGAGAAUCUCGACGGGGAGGAAUAGUCCUGCUACUACACCUGUUAAUAAUGAAACGACGACACACGCAAUUGACGCAGAGGAAGAAACUGAAGUUCCCAGAGAAGCGAGGCUGGUAUGCGAUGCGCAGGGCAAAUUGAUCUUUGUCGGCGAUUGUGCCCCAUUGAGCUUCUUUCAAUCUGUUCGGCAACUCGUCACCACAAGAGUUGGACAAAAUGCUUUUGCACCGCAGUCAAGUCGAUAUUCUGUUCUUGAAAACGCCACUGCGCAUCAAUCGCUUCGGACCCCUGGCGAUAACCGCAUUCCGAGCGUUCAUACCGACGACAUUCCCCUCGCUGUAUCAAAUUAUCUGGCUAUUGCGACUGGACUUGUGGAUUUAUUCGAUCAUCGACGAUUGCAGGAUGAUCUCAUCUUUUGGGCGAAUAUGGGUCAUAAGACGGAUGAUGCUACUACUAUCGUCAAUCUACUCGUCUUAGCUAUCGGAACAAAGAUUGAUAACGAGGAGCGCGCUCAGGAGUACUUUGAGUAUGCGCGUGAAAAAGCAUAUUCUAACCUCACGGGUAAUCUAAGCGUUACAACAGUCCAAAUGUUUACUCUCAUCACACUCUACAUGCUCUGCUCAUGUCAAAUCAACGGCGCAUUUUUAUUUUUUGGUACAGCUGUCCGAGCAGCGUACUCUAUCGGCAUCCACAGAACAGAAGUCAAUGCGCGUUUCGGACCGGAUAUUCACAGACAAAGAGAUCGUCUAUGGAAGAGUUUACGUGUUGUUGAUCUUUUUCUUAGCUCAUCUAUGGGAAGACCGCCUGCGACGUCGGAUGUGGACUGCACGGUACCGUAUCAAAGUCCGGAUGAGAACCUCGAAGAACACCUCGAUUUACUCAACGCUUCGGUACAAAUAUUUCUGGUCCUGGAAGGUGUCGUAACAGAAAUUUACUCACGACGGAAAAUCUCUUUGCAGCUUACAGAGGGAAUAUCACUUCAAUUACGAGAUUGGUCAUCGCGUUGGUUGAAGCCACUGAAGGAUAUAGUCGCCAAUCCGGAUAUCCAAGACAGGGCUCAAGCAAGUGGUGCGUGUCAGAUUUUGGCUACGUAUUAUUACGCAGUCAUGCUAGUGUCUCGCCCGUUUCUUAUUUUGAUGGUUGAUCCUAUACUUGACUUGAUCCAGAGGGGCGUUUUAGUUGGACAUGUCCCUAUUCUGGUGUCAUGGCUAUUCGCCAGCUCUCUUGUUUUAGGAAUUGGUCUUCUUGGAGGCUUUGGUAGAGUCCUUGAAAAAUACACCCGAAUGGCCAUCCACGCACUCGACCACUGUUCCAACCACGACACCCACGCAGGUCAAUACUCUCUUAUCGCCCAAUCCCUCCUAGCAACAUCCCUCGAACAUCUCGAAAAGCGCGAGCUUGCCGAACGUCAACGGCGCACCGAAAACUCAAGCCAAUUAUUCGGUCUGAUACCCUCCGACGCAACAGAAUCACCUUCUGCUUUCCGUAGGGAGACAAGCCAGCCGGGAAAUGUGGCGUCACCUCUAUUUGGGGAUUUAGAUUCAGCGUUUCUAGGACUUAGUGAGUCUAUGAUGCAGACUCCUGAUCCGAGUUAUUGGACGAUGGGGAAUGAAGCUGAUACGGGGUCUGCUCUGAAUCUGUUUGCGCUUUUGGAUGGGGGUGGGGGGAUUGAUCUGACGCAUCAUUUGUGA
Fusarium graminearum PH-1 is the source of this 1926-nucleotide messenger RNA. RefSeq lists its product as uncharacterized. Gene Ontology annotation, molecular function: DNA-binding transcription factor activity, RNA polymerase II-specific; RNA polymerase II cis-regulatory region sequence-specific DNA binding; zinc ion binding. Gene Ontology annotation, cellular component: nucleus. The record is from RefSeq and is a predicted model, not a curated record. NCBI's taxonomy places the organism in Eukaryota, Fungi, Ascomycota, Sordariomycetes, Hypocreales, Nectriaceae. Gene Ontology annotation, biological process: positive regulation of transcription from RNA polymerase II promoter by galactose; DNA-templated transcription. The transcript has 4 exons. The coding region runs from base 1 to 1926 and encodes 641 amino acids.